This is a messenger RNA of Dimorphilus gyrociliatus, 4506 nucleotides long. The record is from the annotation of a GenBank genome assembly. NCBI's taxonomy places the organism in Eukaryota, Metazoa, Annelida, Polychaeta, Dinophilidae.
GAAUUUAAAAAAAAUAACAUUUGUUAUUAUUACUUUCUCUGCUGUCAUCAGAUUAGGUACCAUUAUAAGUUGUAAGUAUUGUAAUUAUAUAUUUACUAUAUAUUACUUUUUUUUAAUAAAUUCUAUAGUAAACUUAGAUACAAGUGUUUUUUUUAGAGAAAAGAUAAUAUCAUUAUUAUUAUUAUUAUCAAUAUUAUUAUAAUUGAUGGUGUUGUUUUUUAAAGUGUAUGAUUAAAAAUGGCAUUUAGAAAAUGUCUUAACAAGGAGAGUUUUUUAAUAGAAUCUUUUUAUAAUCGCAUUAUUUAAUUUAUUUUUUUUUAAAAUUUUCAUUCGAUUAUUUAAUUGAAAUUCAAAACGAAAGGAGGAAGUGAACGGAAAAAGGCUACAAUGGGCAACGAACUUGGAGUUGCUAGUGAAGAUGAUGGCAAUGAAUAUAUCAAGCAACUACUCUUGGGCCACUUGGACCAGGAGCGAAGGAGGAAGGAAGCUUUAACUGCUGCUGUUCUUUUAUCAGCUUUAACAGAUUUGCAUCUUGCGGAAGUCACUUCAGACAAUGAUGAAUCAACUGGCGAAAACCUUCCUCCAGGAUUUGCAGAUGACAAUAAAUUUCAAUGGGAUCCGAGAGAUUGCUCUCCAAACAUUAAGCUGUCCAACAAUUACAUAACAGCGACGAAAAAGCCCUGUAAAACUAAAACAACUGAUUUAGUAAGAGGUACAGAAGGUUAUACAAGUGGUGUUCACAUCUUUAAGAUUUUUUGCCCCAAGUCUUCGAGAGGUAAUAUCUCAUGUGUCAUUGGGCUAUCUUGUAUGGAAACUCCACUGAUUUGUAACGGAUACAAGGCACUUGUAGGUGGCCAAGAAACUUCCGUUGGGUGGGAUAUUGUGUCCCGACAAGCCUUAUAUAAUAGCCGAAUUAUAUCAAGCUACCCAGAGAAUAAACCUAUCACCUUUGAGGUGCCAGAAAGCCUUACAAUGAUCGCAGAUUUAAAUAGGGGCGUUUUGAUAUUUAAAUCAGAGGACGAAGAUUACGGAGUUUGUUUGAGUGGUCUUGAUGACGUAUUCUGCGAUAAAAACAUCAAAUUAUUCCCCGCAGUAAGCAUGACAGUUAGCGACUGUGAAGUGAGUAUCUGCAAGCCUCCUAUGGAAAUAUCUGAGGAAAAGAGAAAAGUUGGAAUUGAAAAAGUGAUUCCAGCAUGGGCAUUAUUAAAUACCUUAAUGAUAAAGAAAGAUGUUGACGAAUGCGACACAGUUGUUCAGCUCUUUUCGUGUUUUAGAGAACUUACACGGGCUAAUGUUGAUAAUCUUGUUGAACGCGAGAUAGUUUUACAAAUUAUGGUAGCGUUUGACAAAUUUGAAACAGUUAUAAAAUACUUACAUUUCCUUUGGAAAAAUAUUCGCAAUGAAGCAGCGGCAAGAUGCUUCUUUUGCAUUAACACAAGUCUUCUAUCAUUCACAAAUAGAUGUGUAUCUGUACCUCUGGCUCUUGCGUCGUUCGAUAGUUUUUCCAUCAUCGCAGAGAUCCUGACUGAGCUUCCAAGCAGCAUAUUAACGAGAGAAGCGAAAACUGAUUCUUUGGGUUGUCUUUUAGGAGCAGUUUACAAUUGCUCUAGGGUGCCGGAAGUGCGACAAAGCAUUGCGAACGGACCAAUGUUACAAGUUCUCUAUAGAAAUUUAGAAAACACCAACAGCAUCCCCUUGACAUAUGUAUCAUCUGCAAUGUCCCUAGGAAACAUUCUGAGUGACGAAAAGAGAAAGUCUUUCAACUUGGAUGACUUAAUCCUUAAACAGAUUGUAAGGAUGAUAAAAUGUGGAGCAGAAGGAAAGACAAUGGAUUGCAAUGGACAGUAUCUUGUUAUGGAAGAGAUGUUGGAAACCAUACAUGCAUUUAUGGAUUGCAGUUAUAAUUGUAAUUAUUUCAUAAAGAGCCAUCUCAUUCAUGAAAUAGUAAAGAUUCUUCAAAGGGAAAGUGAUUCUAGGGUUGUCGAAUUGGCCUUGGCUUGCUUGAACAAGGCAUUUACUCAAAUUUUAGGGGAGUUUAGAAGCUCACGAGGACCCAAUGUAAAAAGUGUUUUGUCCUAUCUCAAAAUAAAUGGACUCAAGGAAGUCUUAGAGAAGAAGAAGGAUGUGAAAUCUGAAAAUUACUCCGCCGUAGCAGAGACUUGCUUGAUAAAAUUAUCUGAAAUCUUCAAAGGUAGAAUUUUCGACGACCAGUUUGUAAUGUGCUAUUGUCAAUUUUGUCACGUCCAAAGGAACGAUAAUGAGCAUUACAAUAGGGGAAAUCCUUCAAGAAGAUAUGCUCUUCCUAUUGGCUGGUGCCGCCUUGGUAUAAAACCUCCACCUCAAGUAAAAGCUACAAAAGCAUUUGAAAGAUGGUACAGAGCCUACUACAAGGUGCAGAAUAUCAACAAGUUAUCAAGCAUUUUACGUCAGCCAAGUCUCGUAAUGAGUGGUCACAGGACUAUAGAUGGACAAGUUAUGCCUACUGACACUGAAGGUCUUAAAAGAAUUCUUCUUUCACCAACCAUUCGGUAUUGCGAUUAUUACACAAAAGCAACCAAAUGGGACAAAUACGAAGUAAAAUCUGCACUACAAGUUUUAGUUGAACCCAACACCUUCAAAACUCAGAAAGGUACAACAGAUGAAAGUAAAAUUCUCGAUCCGCUAUUUGCAAACGAAGAAAUUGAAUGGUCUGUUGAUAGACAAGGGACGACAUUCGUUUAUGAUAUUGAUCGGCAGUGUUCUCUUGUUAAAGUUGAUAGUACUGAUUCAUUACUCCAUGACUUAUUAUUGAACGAUGUAAGCGAUAAUAUAUCAUUAUCCGAUAACGAAAAUGCAGUAUAUCGGUUCACGUGUACAGAUGCUUUUAAAUGGGAUAACAGUCAAUGUUCUGAAAAUUUGAACAUAUCUUCAAAUGGUUCAACAGUAACUAAGGCAGAAAAUACACCUUCCUACGACAUUGUUAGAAGCGUCAAAGAAUUUAAAACUUGCUUAAACUUUUUCAAAGUUAAGUGGCCAAAAAAUAACAGGGGAAAAGUAUCGGCAAUUAUUGGAAUUUCGUCUGGAAAUUCAUCAUCAUUAUCUAUUCCAUCUGACGAAACUCUGCGUAAUUCGGAUAUUCCUGAUGAUAGUUUUUCAUGCGGAUGGGAUAUCGUUAAUAAUACUGCAGUAUAUAAUGAGAAGAAUGUACGUUAUUUUCCGAGCAAUAGAGACUCAAACUUUGCAGUGCAGGAUGAAUUCUUAGUAAUUUUGGAUUUAUAUUCGGGCAUUCUAGCUUUUGAAUUUGAUGAUGAGAUAUCUAUAUGUUUUGGAGGUUUAAAUGACAUAUUUUCAGAGCAAAUACAAUCUCUAUAUCUUACAGCUGCACUCUAUUCUCAGAAAAGUACAGUAACUGUUGAAAAUCUAAAUUCUUUUUCCCAGAAUAUACUUCCUUACAUAUUUCAUCAUAAUCAAUCAACCGUUCCACUAUUUAGCAAUGAAAGUCAAUGGAAAGAUAUUAAUAGUUUAAUGAUCAAUUCCAAUUUAAAAGAUAUUUACGAAAUAUCCGAAUUUUUUCUAAGUUUAACAAGCGUCUGCCAAACUUUUCAAAAUGAUCAACGAAUGUAUUUAAUCUACUUGAGACUUAUGAUAGAAUUUAAUGAUAUGAAAUCAAUUGUCAAUUAUCACAAACUUCUGUGGAGAAGAAUUCAUUUAAAUUGUGCUAUAAAUUGUUUUUUAACCAUUUGUCAUUUUGUUCAAAAUACAUCAUAUAAUAACUCCCUCUAUUCAUCGGCAUUCUUCCAUUUGGGAUACGUUGAAAUCAUUGAGGAUAUUUUGGAAACAUUCAUUGAAAAAGACCAAUUUUCAAGACUUGAAUUAAGAUUACAGACAAGUUGUUUGGCAAUUAUCUAUAGUUUUUCAAAAGUAUCAUUUAUUAGUAAAGAGAUUAAGGAUAGUAAAUUAAUAAAAUACCUUUUAAGAUACAUUAAUAUGCAUGAAGAAUAUCAGAUAAUUCCAUUUCUUAGUGUAAUGUCUCUGUCUAAUCUAUUGAGUUUUCACGAUCUCAAUUCUUUAAAAGUUGAAGAUACGAUGCUGACUUUAAUCAUGAAAUUGCUGAAAAAUUCUUCAACAACCGGAAAUACUCUACUCAGUACAGUUUCCUUUCAUGUAAAAGAUAUCCUGCAAUUAUGUAAUAUAUUGCAACAUAAUUAUGAAUAUGGGAUGUUUUUUGUAAUGUCAUCAAUAAUUGAUGAAUUAGCAAUCUGCUUGAAAAAAACUUUACAAGAGGAUGAUCUUAUGAGAUUAAUUUUAGAUAUCCUUGAAAAAUCUUUAGCAGACGCUAUUCAAUUGAUCAAAGAUGGAAAAAAAGUUAAAAAAUUAAUUGAGGAAGAUACAUUAAAGAAAAUGUUGAAGAAAAUUUCAGAAACUGGAACAAUUAAUUAUGCUACUUUAGCGAAAAAGUGCCAAAAUGAACUUAAUGAAUAUUCAAAUUUAUUGUUAAAACAAAAAAUAAAUAUGUAUGAUUUAUAA